Molecule: messenger RNA, 2113 nt
Organism: Neurospora hispaniola
Lineage: Eukaryota; Fungi; Ascomycota; Sordariomycetes; Sordariales; Sordariaceae
Product: pseudouridine synthase
Exons: 3
Coding region: 95-1972 (625 amino acids)
Biological process (GO): tRNA pseudouridine synthesis; mRNA pseudouridine synthesis
Cellular component (GO): nucleus
Molecular function (GO): pseudouridine synthase activity; RNA binding
Source: RefSeq, a predicted model, not a curated record
CAGGGAAAAUAAAUUUAAUGUUUGCCCAUCACUUCGCCGGCCGCUCCACCUUUACACCAUUGCUGAUGCUAUUCACAAGUCGCUUACUAUCAAAAUGGCCGCCGACGACACACCACCUGUCCCUGCGCCAGCAGCCGCUGCUGACUCUGUGGUUGAAACCACAAACGCCGACUCCAACAAUGUGGCGGACAAUGGCGACCGAAGCGACAGAGGCCAAAAGAGAGGACGAGGCCGGGACAACAGAAACCCAAACCGGGACAGGAACAACCCCAACAACAUCAAGACGGGCGGCUUUGGGAGCAACAAAAGAGACUUCCAGAGCAAGCGCGACCAGGUCCAAGACAACCGUGCUGCCAAGCGCCGCAAGGUGAUUGACGGAGCCGCCGACGGCAACAGUUACAUGAGCAUCCCCUUCUCAACCGACGAAAUCGCCGCCGAGGAACGUCGACCCAAGCGCAAGGUUGCCGUCUUAAUUGGCUACGCUGGUACCGGUUACCACGGCAUCCAGAUCAACCACAAGGAAAAGACCAUCGAGGGCGACCUGUUCGCCGCCUUCGUCAAGGCCGGCGCCAUCUCCAAGGCCAAUGCCGACGACCCCAAGAAGUCCAGUCUCGUUCGAUGCGCUCGUACCGACAAGGGUGUCCACGCCGCCGCCAACGUCCUGUCACUCAAGCUUAUCGUCGAGGACGAGGACAUUGUCGACAAGAUCAACAGCCACCUGCCCGACCAGAUCAAAGUAUGGGGCAUCCAGCGUGUUACCAACGGUUUCAGUUGCUACCAAGCAUGCGAUUCCAGAUGGUACGAGUACCUCAUGCCCAGCUACGCUCUUCUGCCACCACAGCCCCAAAGUUUCCUCGGCAAGAAGAUCAUUGAUGCGGCCAAGGAAAAGGGUACAUACAACGAGUACAUGGACCGACUGGACGAUGUCAAGAACUUUUGGGAGGAGGUUGAGAAGAACGACAUCCAGCCCAUUCUCGAAAAGAUGGAUCCCGAGAUCAGAGCCGAAGUCAUUCGCAUUCUGCACGACACCGCCGACCAAGAACUCACCGACGACGGAGAGCCCUCGAAGCCAAAUACCGAUGUAACCAAGGAUGUCGAGAUGAAGGAUACCCCGGCGGAAGAGACCGCGGCCACUGAGCCCUCAAAAGACGGCGAGGUUGUUACCACCGAGGCCACCACCGAGGCCACCACCACCGAGACCCAACCCCCCGCCGCCAAAGUCGAAAGAGAGUUCACCCCCGUCGAGCUCGCCGUCCGUGAAGUCAAAGCCGCCUACGUCGCCGCCAAGCGUCGCUACCGCGUGACCGCACCGCGCCUCGAAAAGCUGCAAGAAGCGCUCAACCAAUACCUCGGCACGCACAACUUCCACAACUACACCAUUCUCAAGUCGCACACCGAUCCCUCGGCCCGUCGUCAUAUCAAGUCUUUUCAAGUCAACCCGACGCCCAUCCGCAUCAACGACACCGAGUGGCUUUCUCUCAAGGUGCACGGCCAGAGCUUCAUGAUGCACCAGAUUCGCAAGAUGGUAGCCAUGGCCGUCUUGAUCGUACGGUGCGGCGCGCCCAUGAGUCUCGUCAAUGAGAGCUACGGGCCCCGCAGGAUUUCUAUUCCCAAGGCGCCUGGUCUGGGUCUCAUGUUGGAGAGGCCGGUGUUUGAUGUGAGCAACAAGAAGUUCAAGGAGUUGGGUAAGGAGCCGAUUGAUUUUGGCAAGUGGGAUAAGGAGAUUCAGGCGUUCAAGGAUGAGCAUAUCUACAAGAGGAUGUUUGAGUUGGAGGAGAAGGAGAAUUCGUUCCACCUCUUUUUCAACCAGAUCGAUAACUUCCGCACGGAUUACUUCCUCUGGGUCACCCCGGGCGGAAUCGAGGCGUCGCACGAGCGGUCGGAUCGCACGGCCGAAAAGAUACCCAAGGCUUUGCAGGCUGAGCUUGGAGAUGAGGCUGAUGGUGUUGCGGAGGACGGUUCAUCGAAUUGAUGGUCCUAACUGUGUGAGGGUGACUAGGGAGUGCGGAUAACCAAAAAAAAUACCAUUUCGUUGCAACUAGAAGCUUGCAUGGUAUAGUGUACGAGUUUACCACAGGGAUUCUAUAUGCCAUCUGUUGGGUGUAGAGCGGUU